GGCUGUCAGCCGCCCGCGGAGGAGGAAGCUGCGGGCCGCGUGCGGUUUGAGGGGCGGGACCUGGAGGCCUGCGGAGGGUCUGGCAGCAGAGGCAGGGCCAUGCGGGAGCGCCGGGGCGUGGGGCCGCCGGGGUCGGUGGUGGUGGUCGCCACCGUGGUGCUGCUGCUGAGCGGCGUGGGGCCGGCGCGCGGCUCCGAGGACAUCGUGGUGGGCUGCGGGGGCUUCGUCAAGUCGGACGUGGAGAUCAACUACUCGCUCAUCGAGAUAAAGUUGUACACCAAGCAUGGGACUUUGAAAUACCAGACAGACUGUGCCCCUAACAAUGGUUACUUUAUGAUCCCCUUGUAUGAUAAGGGAGAUUUCAUUCUGAAGAUUGAGCCUCCUUUAGGGUGGAGUUUUGAGCCAACCACCGUGGAGCUCUACGUGGAUGGUGUGAGCGACAUCUGCACGAAGGGCGGGGACGUUAACUUCGUGUUCACGGGCUUCUCCGUGAAUGGAAAGGUUCUCAGCAAAGGGCAGCCCCUGGGGCCCGCAGGAGUUCAAGUGUCUCUGAGAAACACAGGCACAGAAGCAAAGAUCCAGUCCACAGUCACACAGCCGGGAGGAAAGUUUGCGUUUUUUAAAGUUCUUCCUGGAGAUUACGAAAUCCUUGCAACUCAUCCAACCUGGCCAUUGAAAGAGGCGAGCACGACUGUACGAGUAACGACCUCCAACGCCAAUGCCGCGGGCCCCCUCAUAGUGGCUGGCUACAACGUGUCUGGCUCUGUCCGCAGUGACGGGGAACCCAUGAAAGGGGUGAAGUUUCUUCUCUUCUCUUCUUUAGUAACCAAAGAGGAUGUCCUGGGCUGCAACAUCUCCCCAGUGCCCGGGUUCCAACCCCAAGAUGAGAGUCUGGUGUAUUUGUGCCACGCAGUCUCCAAAGAAGACGGCUCCUUCUCCUUCUAUUCGUUGCCGAGUGGGGGCUAUACUGUGAUUCCAUUCUAUAGAGGGGAGAGGAUUACCUUUGACGUUGCUCCUUCUAGACUUGACUUUACAGUGGGACAUGACAGCCUGAAAAUUGAGCCUGUGUUCCACGUCAUGGGAUUCUCUGUCACUGGGAGGGUCUUGAACGGACCUGAAGGAGAGGGUGUCCCGGACGCGGUGGUCACCCUGAACAACCAGAUCAAAGUCAAAACAAAAGCCGAUGGCUCGUUCCGUCUGGAGAACAUAACAACCGGGACGUACACCAUCCACGCCCAGAAGGAGCACCUCUACUUUGAAACCGUCUCAAUCAAAAUCGCACCCAACACGCCUCAGCUGGCUGACAUCAUCGCCACAGGGUUCAGUGUCUGUGGCCAGAUAUCAAUCAUUCGCUUCCCCGACACUGUCAAGCAGAUGAGUAAAUACAAAGUUGUCCUGUCCUCUCAAGACAAGGACAAGUCUUUGGUCACCGUGGAGAUGGAUGCCCAGGGAUCAUUCUGUUUUAAAGCAAAACCAGGGACCUACAAAGUCCAGGUGAUGGUUCCUGAGGCGGAGACCAGAGCGGGGCUGAUGUUGAAGCCGCAGAUGCUGCUUCUGGCUGUGACUGACAGGCCUGUGAUGGACGUGGCCUUCGUGCAGUUUUUGGCAUCGGUUUCAGGGAAAGUCUCUUGUUUGGACACUUGCGGUGACCUGCUGGUGACCCUGCAGUCCCUGAGCCGCCAGGGUGAGAAGCGGAGCCUCCAGCUCUCCGGCAAGGUCAACUCGAUGACUUUCACGUUUGACAACGUGCUGCCCGGAAAAUACAAAAUCAGCAUCCUGCAUGAAGACUGGUGCUGGAAGAACAAGAGUCUAGAGGUGGAGGUUCUGGAGGACGACGUGUCAGCGAUUGAGUUCAGGCAGACGGGCUAUAUGCUGAGAUGCUCCCUUUCUCACGCCAUCACUCUGGAAUUUUAUCAGGAUGGAAAUGGACCUGAGAACGUGGGGAUUUAUAACCUCUCCAAAGGCGUCAACCGAUUCUGCCUGUCCAAGCCCGGCGUGUACAAGGUGACCCCUCGCUCCUGCCACCGGUUCGAGCAAGCGUUCUACACCUAUGACACGUCUUCACCCAGUAUCUUGACGUUGACAGCCAUUCGCCACCACGUCCUUGGAACUAUCACCACUGACAAAAUGAUGGAUGUCACUGUGACUAUCAAAUCUUCCAUCGACAGUGAACCCGCCCUGGUCCUCGGCCCUCUGAGGUCCACGCAGGAGCUGCGGAGGGAGCAGCAGCUGGCCGAGAUCGAGAGCCGCAGGCAGGAGAGGGAGAAGACCAGUGGAGAGGAGGGGGUUGAGGGAAGGACCAAGCCCCCCGUGCAGGAGAUGGUGGACGAGUUACAGGGCCCCUUCUCCUACGACUUCUCCUACUGGGCACGGUCUGGAGAGAAAAUCACGGUCACACCCUCGUCUAAAGAGCUGCUCUUUUAUCCUCCUUCCAUGGAAGCCACCGUCAGUGGAGAAAGCUGCCCAGGGAAGUUGAUUGAGAUCCAAGGGAAAGCAGGCUUAUUUCUGGAAGGCCAGAUCCACCCAGAGUUGGAAGGAGUGGAGAUUGUCAUCAGUGAAAAGGGGGCGAGUUCACCUUUGAUCACAGUCUUUACUGACGACAGAGGUGCCUAUAGUGUUGGGCCACUGCACAGUGACCUGGAGUAUACCGUGUCCUCGCAGAAGGAGGGCUACGUUUUGACUGCGGUGGAAGGAACCAUAGGCGACUUUAAGGCUUAUGCCUUGGCAGGCGUGAGCUUUGAGAUAAAAGCUGAAGACGACCAGCCCCUCCCUGGGGUCCUCUUAUCCCUCAGCGGUGGUGUGUUUCGUUCCAACCUCUUGACUCAGGAUAACGGCAUUCUGACCUUCUCAAACCUGAGCCCCGGCCAGUAUUACUUCAAGCCCAUGAUGAAAGAAUUCCGGUUUGAGCCAUCCUCGCAGAUGAUUGAGGUGCAGGAAGGGCAGAACUUGAAGAUCACCAUCACCGGCUACCGCACGGCCUACAGUUGCUACGGUACGGUUUCUUCCUUAAACGGAGAGCCAGAACAGGGUGUUGCUGUGGAAGCAGUGGGCCAGAACGACUGCAGUAUUUAUGGAGAAGACACCGUGACGGACGAAGAAGGGAAGUUCAGGUUACGUGGAUUGCUGCCGGGAUGUGUAUACCACGUUCAGCUCAAGGCAGAAGGCAACGACCACAUUGAACGGGCCCUGCCUCACCACCGGGUCAUCGCGGUUGGGAAUAACGACAUCGAUGAUGUGAACAUCAUAGUUUUCCGGCAGAUAAAUCAGUUUGACUUGAGUGGAAAUGUGAUCACUUCAUCCGAGUAUCUUCCUACAUUAUGGGUAAAGCUUUACAAAAGUGACAACCUGGACAACCCGAUCCAGACGGUCUCCCUGGGCCAGUCCCUCUUCUUCCACUUCCCGCCCCUGCUCAGAGACGGCCAGAGCAAGCUAUCGUGGCUGGCGCGGUGGCAGCAAACUUUGCAGAGAACUUGGUCCCUUUCCGGGGGACUUAGCCUGAGGAACUACGUGGUGCUUCUGGACUCCACGCUGCCCAGGUCCCAGUAUGACUACGUCCUGCCGCAAGUGUCCUUCACAGCAGUGGGCUAUCAUAAACACAUCACCUUGAUCUUUAAUCCCACGAGGAAGCUGCCCGAGCAGGACAUCGCGCAGGGAUCCUACAUUGCCCUGCCGCUGACACUGCUCAUCCUGCUGGCUGGCUACAACCAUGACAAGCUCAUUCCCUUGCUGUUGCAGCUGACAAGUCGCCUGCAGGGAGUCCGAGCUCUCGGCCAGGCAGCCUCUGACGGUAGCGGCCCGGAAGACGCGAAGAGACAAGCCAAGAAACAGAAGACGAGGCGGACGUGAGGGGAAGAGGCCAGGAAGUCUCCCUCGGGACAGGCCCCUGGCGUGGAGGACAUGCUGCGUGUCCCCACCUGCCCCUCGCCUGGCCCCAGUGCCAUACCGUGAAUGGACCCUCCUGUCACUCUGCUGAGCACAAUUGAUUCUCUGAGUUGAAGAUAAUUUAUUAUUAUUAUUUUUGUCAAAGAAGUAUUUAAGCUGUGCCGGUGGUGUGCGAAUGUAAUCCUUAGUCUUCUGCUUCAUUUGCAAGAAGAGUUCUAGUAAAUGGGGGCUCUGGCCCCCUAAUCAAGCACCUGUUGGAUUGACCUUCCCCUUAACUUCCCUGUGCAUUUGAGGUCCCUGCUAGAAACCACACAGCCCCUGUCUACUACUGGGAGGGUGUGUUAGGAGGUAAAACUCAAUAAAGUUGCCCGUUUGUUUGUGUUGUAGGUCAUCUCAGGUGUAGUCCUUGGAUGACAUGGGCCUAAUGCUGGGGUCACCGACUAAGCCGCCUGGAGGGGCACGUGGGUCCUGAGUGAAGGCGAGAUGACACACGGCAGCCGGCUUUUGGCCUCAGUGGUAGGAAGACGGGGGAGGAGGGGUUGUGGCACAGCAAAGAGCCCCACCCCCACCUGACCUAAAGGAGCCUGAGGUUCUCGGGGGAUCUGGCUCCCUGGUGCCCUGUGGGAACAUGCGUUCAUUUUUCUAGAGAAGCCAGGAAGAUAGUUUUACGUGA
Molecule: messenger RNA, 4555 nt
Organism: Kogia breviceps (pygmy sperm whale)
Lineage: Eukaryota; Metazoa; Chordata; Mammalia; Artiodactyla; Physeteridae
Product: BOS complex subunit NOMO1
Cellular component (GO): endoplasmic reticulum membrane
Molecular function (GO): carbohydrate binding
Source: RefSeq, a predicted model, not a curated record